AUGUUUAAGAAACUGAUAAUAUACGUUCUGAUAAUUUAUGUCUAUGGUGCUAAUACUAACGAGAACUUAGAUAAAAACAGUGAAGAAUUACUUGAACUGCAUAGAAAAUACAGACAAGAUUUAGUUGACUGUAAAGUUGAUGGACAACCUCCAGCUAAAUAUAUGUCACCAUUGAAGUGGAAUCACGAUUUAGCUCGACAAGCACAGUCAUUGGCGAUAAAUUGCACCCUACAACACGACAAACGAUAUUCGAAACAAUUCAUUUGGGUUGGACAAAAUAUCGCUCUCCAUCCAACCAUUAAGUCAGGAGUGGAUGCUUGGUUCAAUGAACACAAAUUAUACAAUUACAAUACGAACAACUGUCCUCAAUGUUUGCAUUACACACAAGUGGCUUGGGCCAAGACCACAGACAUUGGAUGUGGAGUUGCGAAAUGUCCACGGUAUGGUCUAUCAAUCGUGUGCAACUAUGGUCCAGGGGGUAAUUGGAAUAAUGAGAAACCAUAUGAAGUGAAACCACGUAAUAUGUGCCCAAAAGUGCAAAAUAUUCCUAAAAACAGUUUACAAACUAGUCGUGCUCAUACACAACAUGGACAGAAGCCAAUAAAGCAAAGCCAAAAAAAGGUGUCAUGGAUUGUUCAAAAUGGACGUAAAGAUCGCAAUCAACGCAAACAGUCGAGAAGAAAAAUUGUCUUCACACAACCAAAAGAUGCUCAACUUCGAAAACUUUUGCAAUAUCAUAAUGAACUUAGACGUAAUUUGACAGCAUGUAAACUCGAGGGACAACCUCCAGCGAAAAAUCUUCCAGAUCUUAAAUGGGAUAAUGAACUGGCUUCAAAAGCUAAAGAUUUAGCAAAUGAAUGUUAUUUUCAUCAUAAUGAUGUUGAUUUACCUGAAAAAUGGCAAUAUAUUGGUCAAAAUAUUGCAGGAUAUCAAACAAUUGAACAAGCAUUUGAUGCAUGGAAAGAUGAAUAUAAACAGUAUAACUAUUAUUCAAAGAGUUGUUCUGGAGUUUGUGGACAUUAUACUCAAUUAGUAUGGCAAAAUACUACUCAUGUUGGUUGUGGCAUUACAAAUUGUACUGGAUUUUAUAGUUUUCCAUAUGGAUUAUCCGUGGUUUGUAAUUAUGGCCCAGGAGGAAACUAUGAAGGUCGUUAUCCUUACGAAGCAAAAUCACAAGAUGAAUGUUACGCUACAACUACGAAACGUCCUACAACUACGAAACGUCCUUCUACUACUACUACUACUACUAAACGUCCUGGAACUACACCAACUCAGAAACCAGGCGUGCCAAAACAAAUACCAAAACCAAUUUGGCCAUCAAUUAUAAGUACAUGGAAUGAAUUUGCCACUUCAAAUAUGAUACAGGGAAUAUUGACUAAAGAUCAAGAUUAUUUAUUGAAAGCACAUAAUAGAAUUCGGCAAUAUGCUCGAAGUUGUAAUAUUACAGGUCAACCACAAGCUAAGAGAAUACUCAAUCUUAUAUGGAAUGAUCAAUUAGCUUUAAAAGCAACUGAAUUAUCAAAGACGUGUAAUUUUCGUUUCUCCAAUGUAACAACUUAUAAAUUUAAAGAUGUUGGACAAAAUAUUGCAGGUUAUGAUGAUGUUCAAACGGCUAUGGAUGCAUGGGUUAAUGAAUAUCAAUAUUAUGACUUUGAUAGUAAUACAUGCAAUAGUAAAUCAUGUGGAAAUUAUUUACAGAUUGUAUGGCAGGAAACAACACAUAUUGGAUGUGGUGUUACUGAUUGUCGGAAAUCUCCACAGUUCCCGUAUGGUGUAUUCGUAGUAUGUAACUACGCCCCUGGGGCAAAGUAUGAUAAAAGUCCAUAUGAUGUAGUCAGCAAUGCAAAAUGUUCAAUUCUUGAAUUGAAAUGGAAACAAUUUAAUCUGAAUGGACAAAACUGUUAUUGUUAUCUAUAG
Molecule: messenger RNA, 1917 nt
Organism: Schistosoma rodhaini
Lineage: Eukaryota; Metazoa; Platyhelminthes; Trematoda; Strigeidida; Schistosomatidae
Source: the annotation of a GenBank genome assembly